UAUUGUAAAAUCGAAACUUGUGUGUUAUUUCAGUGCAAACAUCGAAGAGAGCAGCACGCGGUUUUUAUUUGCGGUAACUUAUUCGUGAUUUUCCAAUAAAAUUGUUGGCAAAAUUGUAUUUAAUUAUUAGCUCAAGUAAAAUUAAAGAAAAUAUUGCAAUAUUACUUUAUUAUUAACAAUGUAAUAUUGUAAUUUUUUCUUUGUGCACAAUUGUUUCUUCUUCAACCCCCAUUUUUAAACUCACAAAAAAGCACGCGCUUUUCCUUUAGCGUUCAUCUUCUUCGUUUGGCGUCUGCAUUAACCAGCUUUAAAACUAAUUGUGAGGAAACAAAGCAAUAUUCUACUUUUUCGGCAUUUUACCAGAGCGUUUAUUAACAAGGUUUCUACAUACAUAAUCUACAUCACCAAGACCAGACAUAAUUACAAAUUCCAAGAUAAUUACAAAAUUUUAGCAAUCACCGGCUAUACAACUAAAAAACUAAACUACCAGCGACUACAAUUAUCGGCUAGACAUCUGACAACCUACCAGCUACUACAAUCAUCAGCCAGACCAAACUAAAUUAUAUUUAAGCAGAUAAAAACACUUAUAAGCAAAAUUUCUUGCUGUACUCAAACACCUAGCAAAAUUGAUAAAAAAAUGGAAGAAUCAGAACCACUUUCACCGUCACCUCUGGAGAAAAAUAAGAUAAGUGAAUUAAAAGAAACAGAAACACCGGUCAACAUUAUCCCAUCUAGUCAAGUACUUCUAUCGACUACAAAUUAUGUUUUGGUUCGAGAUGACGGUAAAUUAUUACAAAAGGAUUUGUCAUCGCCGAAUGACAACUCAAUAAGUAUUCAAGAGCAAUCAGAUGAUCAAUCAACGGUAGGUGGGGAAAAUAUUUCAUUCUCAGAAUUGAUAAGUUCUUAUUGCUCCAAUGAUGAUGACAAUGAGGUGGAAGCUCUCAUAACUCUUUUGAAUGAAUGGAAAAUUCCAAAAUUUGUUCACCAAUUUUUUAUUGAUGAAAAUCUUUUUGUACCGGUGUUGAAAGUGGCAAACGAAUUUUUCAUGGAGAGGUUUUUACAAACUUUAAAUAUAACAACCGCAAGUAGGAUUGUUUUCUUUGAUAAGUGGUAUCAAUGGAAAACCGAACGGUAUACAUCUUUAUCUAAUACUCCGUCUUUCGAUGAGCGAAAUGUUUCUACACCAACGACUAGUGUAGCGUCACCUUCAUCUACCACCGCAUUAGUGAGCAAAAGUUUGAUAGACAUUUUAAACUGUAAAGAUGGACAAACAAUUAAAGAUUAUUAUGAAGAAAAUAAAAACAUCGACAAUAAAUCUGUUCGUAAGUUGCUCACCGAUACAAUUUUGUGUUACGCCAGAACAAACAAUGUACAUUUCUCGUCGAACGAUUUAAUAAAGCUCUCAGAAGAAAUACAGUUGGUGUUUAAUGAGGAUCCAUUGGAUUACUACUGCACAAAAAAAGGCAUGAAAAAUCCUAAAGGUAAACUUGCAAACAAGUUUCAUAAUUAUCGAGGAAAAAGUCGUUCAAUGAAUCGCUUGUUUACGGAACACAAUAAUAAAAAGAAGAAACUCGAUGAUUUGCCAGUGGAACAAAAUACUUUUGAACAAGAAAAGCUGCUUCUAAAAAUGAAGCACGAUCAUCAUACAAUGAACGCUCAAGAAAAAAGUGAUGCAUGGGCAAAAACUUUUAAUAUUCGCCAAUUAGAUCUCCAAAAGGCUAACAAUAAGGCAAUUAAAUGGGAAAAAUUCUAUGAAAAAUGGCACUUCAUGAACUUUCCAAAUGGCUAUGAAUAUAUCGAAUCAGACUUUAACAGAAUGUUCGCAAAUAAAAACGAUGUUCUAGUGGGUACCAAAAUAGCCAAUUUUUGUAAUUUAAUGCUGCAAUAUGCGUUCCCAAAAUUAUUAACCAACAUCGAGUUAAAAACCAUGCUGUACGAUUUCAAUCAACAAUGUCAAGCAGAUGUGUGCGAAGUAUCUCAGAAUACUAUGAUUGUGAUGGUAUUCAUGCACUUGCACUAUCUACUGCCACCAACCGCACGUGAUAACAAUAAACGCUACACCGUAAAAGAUAGCCAAGAAGCAUCGAUAAGAUUGUUUGCGCUCCCUCAAGACUACAAGGAGUAUCAAAAUGCUAUAGCUGCAAACAGUUCAAAUUCCCAGCCACCGUUAAUAUCAAUUAUUGGUUCAUUGACAAAAAUCGAAGAAAUCCACGUAGAUUUCGAUAACAUGCAUUUCAAGAUGUUAACUAUGGAACGUGCUAUUGAUAUUUGCCUGAAAACAUUCUUCACCUUUAACAUGGCGUAUCCGAAGCAAUGUGAAAACUUUUGGCAAUUCAUAGAUAUUUAUUUCUACCAAAUCGAAAAAUCAGCCACAAACGCCAAAGCUCGCAACCUUUUGCGAUUCCUCAACUCAAAUGAAUGUCCUAAUACGUAA
Molecule: messenger RNA, 2434 nt
Organism: Eupeodes corollae
Lineage: Eukaryota; Metazoa; Arthropoda; Insecta; Diptera; Syrphidae
Exons: 8
Coding region: 638-2434 (598 amino acids)
Source: RefSeq, a predicted model, not a curated record